Molecule: messenger RNA, 2311 nt
Organism: Mycetomoellerius zeteki
Lineage: Eukaryota; Metazoa; Arthropoda; Insecta; Hymenoptera; Formicidae
Product: homeotic protein caudal
Exons: 3
Coding region: 93-1967 (624 amino acids)
Biological process (GO): embryo development; animal organ morphogenesis; regulation of transcription by RNA polymerase II
Cellular component (GO): nucleus
Molecular function (GO): RNA polymerase II transcription regulatory region sequence-specific DNA binding; DNA-binding transcription factor activity, RNA polymerase II-specific
Source: RefSeq, a predicted model, not a curated record
UUAAUCUACAAUUUUCGUGAUUCCAAUUAUUUGUGUUUAAAGAAACAAACGUUUGUUUAUUGUGUGAGCUAAAUCCAAUUCGCAGAAUCGACAUGCCAUCAUGCCGUGAAGACGUCGUCUCUGGAGAACCGAAUAACAUAUCGAACAUCAUCAGUGCGAUUCAUUACAACCAGACGAUUCCAUAUCGCCAACAACAGCACCAGGUCGCUGACAACCAACAGCAACAACUGAUAAUGCAGCAAGCACAUCAGCAAACGCCGACGCAACAGGUCCAACCACAUACUGCGGUUGCGGCUCCCGCUGCCAUUGAAGGAACUCAAUACUGGUAUGGCUAUCCAUCAAGAGCUAUACCCGCGACACCCGCGUUACAUCCUCAGCAUCAGCCAAGCUCAAUUCCUCAGUUUUUUAACCAUGAUAUGAUGUCUGGAUGGCACUACACGACUCAGUACUCGCCGUAUAUACAAUAUCAAUCGCCACAUUUACAUUUUCAAACACAAUCGCAGUCGCAACAACAUCAAACGCAAGAACUAGAACAUCACUCGCCGUCUGAACAACGCAUUCAGCCACAUUUGUCACAGCCGCAUCUGCAACAGAACUCACCUCCUGAACAACUCUAUCAACAACCGUCUCCACAGCAGCAUCUCCAUAAUUCGCCGCCCCAACAAGUCUGUCCACAGCAUCCAUCACCGCAUCAACAUUUACAAAAUUCACCGCCUCAACAACUUUGUCAGCAACUCACCACUUCAUCGCCACAAUUGCAACAGAAUUCUCCGUCUCAACAACAUAAUCAACCAAAUCCAUUGCCACAGCAGCGCAUUCAGCAACGGUUACCGAAACACCAGUUGCAAGAAAGUUCACCGCCGCAAUUCUUCCAACAAAAUUCACCGCCACAAUAUCUUCAGCAACAAAUACCAUCGAGGGAACAGGAGUACGAAAUUUCGUACAGACGGGUGUUGAAAUGGGGCAUUAGAAAUAUCGAUAUGGCAUUCCGCAAUCAAUAUCCAUCAACAACGACAAGAAUGAAUGGCAACAUAGACGGAAAUAUGAAUGGUAGUUUAAAUGGCAGUCUGAGCGGUAGCAUGAACGGCAGCAAUAACAGCAACAAUAGCACUUCUCCUACAACACCGCCUAAUUUUCAUACUGUAUCAUACAAUGACUUGUCUUGUACUUCUCGCAACAUGAAUCUAUCAUCCACAUCCGGCAACAUAAAUCUGCUACCUACAGGCAUAAACCUGCCGUCCACAUCUCGAGAUAUGUCAUCCACAUCUCGAGACAUGCCGUCCAUAUCACGAGACAUACCGUCCACAUCCAGAGAUGUACCGUCCACGUCGAGGGAUAUGCCGUCAACAUCAAGGCGUCACCAACUAUACACAUCCCAUAGAAUCCAGGGGAGAAGAAGCCCGUACGAGUGGAUGAAAAGGCCGUCGUAUCAAAAUCAACCUAAACCAGGAAAGACUCGCACAAAAGACAAAUACCGAGUGGUCUACACGGACUAUCAAAGGCUAGAAUUAGAAAAAGAGUUUCAUAUGAAUCAUUAUACCACUAUCAAACGUAAGGCGGACCUCGCUGCUCAACUCGGUCUCACGGAACGUCAGAUAAAGAUCUGGUUCCAAAAUCGACGGGCGAAAGAGCGGAAGCUAAUGAAAAAGCAGCAAGAACAAAUAAGAGAGCGGCAGAUGAGAGCGCAAGACGUUGCAGCGGCGGCCGCGGUAGCGACCUCCACGACGGUGGAGGUGGUGGCUGGAGGUAUGAUGGGUUAUUCCACCGGUGGAACAGAGAUGGGUGGGAUGCUGGGCGGUCUGAUGCAGACCAACGAGAACACUUCUUCCGUGCCUCUUUCAACACCUACGACGUCGACAUCUCUACCCACAUCUUUACCUACGACACUGUCGCAGCCUACGUCGCAAUCGGCGUCGCUGCCCACGACACUGCCUAUGCAAUAUCCAGGACAUUCCAAUCCAAUGUAAAAGUAUCUGCUGCCGAGAAUUCCGAAGUUCUCCCCGGAAGUUCGAACAACUCAUGAGAUGGGAUGAUGCAAAUGGGACGGUGAGGUAUCUACUGUUUAUCGCUUCGAGCACAACGUACAAAGGGUUUUGCGAAUGGAUAAGCGAAUGGAUACCGUAAGAUAAUUAUAAAAUGCGUGUAAGAUGAUUAAAUAUAACUCUCGCACACAACGGCCUGUGAUAAACGACCGUUGUUAAACGGAUCGUUCGUGGAUUACAGAUCGUGGAAAAAAACUUUGAUCUCACUAAUUUCAUCGGGUUUAUGUCCACGGCGAUCCCCGUCAAUAUAACGGUCGUGCUUUCGAUAU